AUGAACGGCGCACCGGAGGCUGCCAAGAGCGUCAUACAACAUCCUCAAGAACGCAUGUCGUCUCGAGAGCGGUAUUAUCUACGACUAAAAAGGGCAAUCGACGCCGUCGACUCUAGAUUGGUACGCCUUGCGUGUCUUGGUCGCCCGGGCCAGUGGAUUCUACACCACGAAGAUAUUUAUUCGGCGACGCUAGACACGCGGCCGCAUUCUCGAAACCCCGACGAAGAGGUCCCCGUUCGUGGUCUUACCUAUCCGGAAAAAGGCAUAGUCUGGGCCGGAAAAGGGACGGCGCCCAACUUCAAAGACAUCAGGUUUUGGGAGGGCAAGCGCAAAGAUCUCGACGAAAAGAUCGAGCAGGUCAAGGCCAAGCUUGUGCAGCCUCGCUUCACGCCAGAGGAGCUGCAGUCACUCGAGUCGCUGGAGGAGCAGGCUGGCCAUUUCUUCCAUACGGAGUUGGACGACAAAAGAAAGAGAAUGGUAGGCGAUAAAACCGCUGUUUUCAACAUCUUGUUUGACCUUGCGGGACUCGGGCGCCCCGGUCAGUGGAUCUUGCACAACGAAGAGCUCUAUCAUCCCGCCAUCGACACCCGCCCUCAGACACGAGCAGCCGAGAAAAGCAUCGUGAUUCGCGACGCGACCUACAAAGGGGACACGCGGGUUCUAGGUGACGGGGUCCUCGUCGACUAUGAGCUCACCUGGGCUGGAAACGGGCCGCAACCCGACUUCGCCGACUUCGAUUAUUGGGAAAACAAACGAUCGGAUCUGCGUGACAAGAGACGUCAAGUCAAAGAGGGACUUGUGCAACCCCGUUUUACGCCAGACGAGCUGCGAACAUUGGAGUCGAUGGAAGGUGACGAAGAUCACGCUUUUACAAUAUACGCUAGAGAGCGAAGGGAGAAUCCCUCUGUGGUCAAAACGGCCGAAUCUUUCGCUGCGUUGCAGAAGCUAGCGGAGACGCAGCAAAUGGUUAUAAGUCUAAUGGACGAUCUUUGGGAUUGUGGACUUGCCGGAAAGUGGGUGUUACAUUACGAAGAUCUCUAUCUCCCUGUAUACGACACCCGCUUCCGAGAACGGGACAAGGACGAGGAUAGGGACACUCUACCGGGGCAUAUCGUUAUAAACAACGUUAUUGACGAUUUUAACGAUCUUCGUUUUGACAGCCGCUUCAGGUCGCCGCCCGACUUCGGCAACAUUGCCUACUGGGAAGAAAAGAGGGCGGAACUGCGAAAAAAGAGAGACGACGUUGAAGCGGGCAAGUUGGUGACGCACCACUUUUCAGAGGGCGAGCUGAUGAGAAUCGAGCUGCUCGAGCGCGCCAUCCUAGAGCAACGCGAGCGCGAGCGGGACCGUCUCUUCAGCAGCACGGAUCAAAAGACAAAAGGGGUCGCAGCGUGGCUUAACGGGGACACGGAGGGAGCAAUGCCAACACCGCCGCAGCCGCGAACGCCGACGCCGCCGCCACGCACCCAUCUAUUAUCCGGUGUGCCGAACCAUGCCGGACGACGGGGGCAUGUAACGGAGAACGUGGGCGCCGAACACAGCCAACUACGCAACUCGGAAGCGUUGAAAAGAAAGCGGUCGACGAACAAUGAAGACGAGUCGCUUCCUGGACACGCCAUGCGCCCUGUCAAACGCAACAAAAAGCAGUCUCAGCCAGAGCUAACAUCGACGAUGCCAACCAUGCCAACCAUGCCAACCCGGCGCCCAUCGCCACCACAAAAGGUGCGGGGCCAUGUACGAACUGCAACAUCGAUCUCGCCGCUGGAUCCAUCAAAUGCAAGGGGGGAGACGGAUAGCCGCGUGUUGGCGGGGCGCGGCACCCAACGAUCGACGGGCUUUACUCAAGGAGGAAGCGGUGUUGUAGGGCGGCGGGCGUAG
Messenger RNA from Sporothrix brasiliensis 5110, 1878 nucleotides. RefSeq lists its product as uncharacterized. Bases 1 to 1878 code for a protein of 625 amino acids. The transcript has a single exon. The record is from RefSeq and is a predicted model, not a curated record. NCBI's taxonomy places the organism in Eukaryota, Fungi, Ascomycota, Sordariomycetes, Ophiostomatales, Ophiostomataceae.